Molecule: messenger RNA, 2579 nt
Organism: Stegodyphus dumicola
Lineage: Eukaryota; Metazoa; Arthropoda; Arachnida; Araneae; Eresidae
Gene: Nup188
Product: nuclear pore complex protein Nup188
Biological process (GO): RNA export from nucleus; protein import into nucleus
Cellular component (GO): nuclear pore inner ring
Molecular function (GO): structural constituent of nuclear pore
Source: RefSeq, a predicted model, not a curated record
CGAGAAUCUUUUGACCCCUUGGUUUUAUUGGGUCCCGUGAUAGCUAAAGCUAAAAUAUUUCUUCAGAGACUAUGGGUUUUGAAGCUCAAUUGGGACGAUUAUCUACCUGAUAAAGAAGCCAAAGAAUGGCAACGGUUUUUCUCUGAACUACCACAAAUAUGUAAAUUAGAAAUUAACAGAUGCAUUCUUGUCGCAGAAGCAAUUGUUAUUGAGUUACACGGAUUUUGUGAUGCCUCCGAGUUAGCUUAUGGAGCUGUAGUUUAUUGUAAAUCCAUCUCCCAAUAUGGUGAAGUGGUGAUAAGCCUUGUAACAAGUAAAUCAAAAGUUUCUCCUGUAAAGCAAGUUACUAUACCAAGAUUAGAGUUAUGCGCAGCUGUAUUGCUUGCGAAGUUAAUGACUCGAGUAAUAUCUGCUCUGAAAUUUAAUGUGAAUAAUGUAUUUUUCUGCAGUGACUCUUUGAUAGUUUUGGCUUGGCUGAAAAAGGAGCCCUGUUGUAUGAAAACGUUUGUUGCUAAUCGAGUUGCGGUGGUUCAAGAAAUGACGGAGGUAAAUUCUAGGUCUGUGCAGCAACAGAUGGCUGACUUACCAGCUGCGAGAGUGACCAUAUCAAGAGUUUUUGCGAAAGCAGGACUCGAUUUCUGUGGUCCAUUUCUGGUAAAAAAUUUUGUAGGUAGAAGUAAACAGGUAAGAAAAGUAUUUGUAUGUUUCACUACGAAGGCCUUGCACUUUGAAAUUGUUAAUGGUUUAACAAGUGCAGCAUUUAUAGCAGCACUUAAACGCUUUAUUGCCAGGCGAGGUAAACCCUCAGAUAUUUUCAGUGAUAAUGGCAGAAAUUUUGUGGGUGCUCAUAGAGAAUUAAGAGCGAUUUUAAAAUCUUUAUUUAAGGAUAAAAGUGAGGAAGAAAUCAAAGGUUAUUUGGCUACUGAAGGCAUAAAUUGGCAUUUUAAUCCUCCCUCUACUCCUCACUUUGGAGGUUUAUGGGAAGCUAGUGUGAAAUCCCUUAAAUAUCACUUGAAUCGUGUGGUGGGAAAAACAAUUCUAACUUAUGAAGAAUUUUUUACUCUGAUUGUUCAAAUUGAAUCUGUACUUAAUUCUCGCCCUCUUUGUCCCAUAUCAAAUGAUCCAAAUGAUGUAGAGGCAUUGACACCUGCUCACUUUCUUAUUGCUUCAUCUUUAAUUGCAUUGCCUGAACCUAAUUUUACAGAGAUUCCUAUAUAUCGGAUAACUAGAUGUUUGCGUUGUGAGUGUUGGCAAUACCGGUUUAAUAGUUGUGUUUUGUUGUUUUCAAUGGCGCGAAUAACGAGAUCUGCAAAAGAUUUGUGGUCACUCAUUUCUGGAUCUUCAGUUUUAAAUAAUAAGGAUCUUAUUCAGUAUGAAUUGGAAGAGAACUCUGAUCGUAUCAUCAAUGGAGUUUUGUUCUUUAAAAAAACCAGCCAAGCAUCUUUAGAUUUGUUGAAAAAGUCUGUGGAAGAAAGCCAGUUUGAUUUUGUGAAUAAACUGAGCAAGUUACUUGAUGUUGAUCAUAUGCAGUGCUAUGAGCUGUUUGUUUCAUAUAUCACUUAUGAAUAUAAGGGCACACAGAAAUCAUUUGAGGCCCUAUUGCUCAGUGAACGCCAUGUUCAUUCUUUGAUAUUGGAGGUAUGGCAUUAUUAUUUUGGUGAACGCUUAUAUUAUUUGCUAAUUUUGAAACAUAUUCUGAGCCAUUGGCAAGAUGAUGGUGAUUCAUACAAGGAUAUAUAUGAAAGUUUUUUAGAUAAAGUUAACAAAGACAAUAUUGUAGUAACAAAAAUUAUUAGUCAAAUGGAGGCUUCCAUCGGUGUAGAACUGCCCACAAAAGAUUCGCAUGGACCAUAUAUGACUGAAAUUCUAGCUUAUCACUGGACAACAUUCAUUUUGAAAGAACAGUGCGAGCUGCUGCAAUUACUUCUUUUGUAUUAUAAAGAUAUUGAGCCUACCAUUUCGGAUGUUCAAAAAAUGCUAUUGCUUUUCCAGGACCAUGGAUUUGGAUUAAGGCAAUCAUUCCGCCUGUCAACACUGGAGGGUACCCAACCUUUUGUUAACUUAAUAGGGUUCUUAGAAAGUUUUGUAAUUGUUCAAUGUUUUGAAUUAGAUUGGUUUUAUAAGUGUAAAGAGAGCCAAAUGAUUGGGGAGCAUUACUUAUUGAAAGAUAUGCAAGCUGUUAAAAUGCUGAAUGAUUCCAUUUUAAACCUGGGCAGUAACCAGUCCCAUGCGCCUAUUUUGUUAGCUUGGUUAGCCAUUGCACAAGGCUCGGAAGUGCAAGAUAUGAUGAUGCAUUGUAAUAAAUUAGGCAAGCUUGCAUUACAUUUGGGUGUGUUUGAAUAUCUUGUGACAGCUUUGAGUGCAUUUUCUGAGAAAGGGGUUGUUUCUGAAGUAGCAAAUGGUGUGGUUUACAGCUUGUUAUCUGCUGUAUUAUCAGAAUUUGAUCUUCAACACUUAGGCUCAAUACAGACUUUGUGUACUAUUGCCUGUGCUGUUUUGAGGUUUCCUUCAGUUGCUGAUAACUUCUGGAAAAGGGUAAAUUAUGAAAAUAAUUUUUGCACACAGACUUGUAUCGUUCU